Molecule: messenger RNA, 1029 nt
Organism: Paramuricea clavata
Lineage: Eukaryota; Metazoa; Cnidaria; Anthozoa; Malacalcyonacea; Plexauridae
Source: the annotation of a GenBank genome assembly
AUGAAUACAGAUAUGCUAGAAUGUAAGAAGAAAGCGAUGGAAUUCCUUAAAUCGGAAAACCCGCUAUGCCAUGUGAACGGCAGAAAGAAGGGCUAUAUACAAGUUAUGAAAGAUCUGUGGGACAAGAAAGGAUACGAACAUCUUGGAUUAAAGAGCCAAAACCUGCGAGAUCAAGCCGCUAGACUUGAGAAAAUUAACGCUACAGCUGAGACUCGUGCUGUCGGUGAGGUAAGCGGCGGAGCGGUUAUCGAUGACGAAAGAGAGCAGACAUUAGAUGAAAACCAGAGAAGGCACAACACGAUUUCACAACAUGAAUUUAACAAUUUUGAAAAUCAAAACACCAUUAGUCAAAAUGUAAAUCAGCAAUCUGGAUUUGCAUACAGACAAUGAUAUUGUCCAAAACAGUCACGAACGGCAAGAAACCGAAGCUGUAGAGGGUUUUGAAGUGACUAAUGACUAUCCUGGUGAACCACACGCCGGCAUACAUGAAGCAGGACGUCUACCCGACUAUGUUGCUGUUGAUAUACCAUCGAUUACCAUCUGGGGACGCAGAGCGGACGGCUUAAUAAUUUCGGUCAACUCGUCAACCAUAAUUAAUGCAUACGAUGAAAUUACGCUAUGGGUUAAAAUACAUUCUUCGUCCCGUAUGGCAAAGUUGGGCGAGACUUUAUCGACCAGCUAGCACAACAUAUAAACGAUUGGAACAACGCAUCGCAAACACAACACAUAGCGCUGACAGCUGAAAUUUUUCUCUUGGCAACUGCACUGCAAAAGCCAAGCGUAAAAUCGAAGGCAAAAGAUCACAAAGAGUGCUUGGAAAAACGACUAGCGCUAUGGAAAGAAGGAGAAGUCGAGAGCUCACUUCGUGAAGGCCGGUCCAUUCAAAAGCGUCUAGCAAAUGCUAAAAGGACGGAGGCUCCAAAUAAAGCGAAGAUAUUCCCCAAGUUGGUCAUGGAAGGUCAGAUCAAUUCUGCUUUGAGAUAUCUCAGUGAGGCUGAUUUUGAUGGAGUGCUGCCUUUGACUGACGAC